Rotaria socialis is the source of this 1449-nucleotide messenger RNA. The record is from the annotation of a GenBank genome assembly. Lineage: Eukaryota; Metazoa; Rotifera; Eurotatoria; Philodinida; Philodinidae.
AUGCUACAGGCAUUUAAUGACUACAUGAACACGAAACAACUUGCAAACACAAAAUUAACCAAAAUCACAGUUUCGAAUUUAAUCGAUUUGGUGAUUUGUGGCACUCCUGUUGAAGAUUGCUUCUUAGGCACUUGUGAUCAAUGUAAUAGUAUUACUCCUUCAUUAAUUCUAGGGCAUGAAUUGGGCGACAGUGAAGACGAUGAAAAAUGCUCUUGGUCUUUAUGGAAAACAUCUGAUAAGAAAGUUGAUUUACAUCAAAUAUGUGGAAUAUUCGCAUCAUUACUUGAUGAAAUCGAUGAAAAGUGGUCAAACUUCUUAAUUCACAGCUAUAUCAAUCGUGAGCAAAGAACCUACAUCAAUGAACUUAGAACUAAAUCAAGUUGUCAAUCUUAUGCCGUCGCACAAAUGGAUUUUGCAGAGAAUUACACUUUCUUAAGACAAAGAGAGGUACAAGCAGCUCAUUGGAAUUACCAACAAGUUACAUUGUUUACUGUUCACAUUAAAGUUGGAAAUGAACAUAAAAAUAUGGUCUUAAUCAGCGACUACAUGCGACAUGAUACAGUCUUCGUUCAUUGCGCUCAAGGUCGUAUAGUGGAUUUCCUGAGAAAUAAUUAUCCUCAAGUAACAAAAAUUAGUUAUUUAAGUGAUGGUGCUCCAGCGCACUUUAAAAAUCAUUCGAAUAUAAUUAAUCUUUUGUAUCACCAAGAUGAUUUCGCUAUCUUUGCGUCUUGGACGUUCUCUGCCAGUGGACAUGGCAAAGGUCCAUGUGAUGGCAUUGGUGCUGCUGUUAAAUCAAGUGCUAACCGGGCUGUACUUCACUCAAGUACAGUAUUUUUGUCAGUGGAAGAUUUUCUCAAAUUUACUAAGAAAUUCAACGAAGACUCUGCAAAGUCGAGCCAAAGAAAUGAACCACCAAGCAAUGUUUACUUUCUACAGCGUGAUGCUAUAGAGAGAAACACUAGAGAGUUACUUAUGGAGCGGUGGAAUAAAACUAGGGGACGUGCCAAAGGUAUUCGAACGUAUCAUCAGUUCGAUCCGCAAAAUGAUGGUUGCAUGUUAUGUCGCAGAACUUCAAACUCUAUGGAAACUGAUAAAUUUUAUCUACAAAAGGAACACAAGACAGAAGAAAAACUCUUGUUAUUACGACAAGUUAACACAUUUCAAGACAUAGCUGUACAGAACUUCGUGAUAAUCGAACACAAUGAUAUAAGAUAUCUUGCUCAAAUUCUUGAAGUCGAUUUGGUGAAAGAAAAUCUGCUGAUCCAAUCGUACAAGCCGCCGUUUCCAAUUCAAUCGCAUUAUACAAAUUUAGUAAAAUUCAGAAAAAAUCUGAAUAUUGAUUUACAAGACGUCAUAGCAUGUUUGUUAGUUGAACCGACUAUCGGUAAACGUGGACAACUGACACUAUCAAGGGAACAAUUUAUAGAAAUUCAGAACUUUUCAAGAUAG